Molecule: messenger RNA, 1630 nt
Organism: Neocloeon triangulifer
Lineage: Eukaryota; Metazoa; Arthropoda; Insecta; Ephemeroptera; Baetidae
Gene: Sgsh
Product: N-sulphoglucosamine sulphohydrolase
Exons: 11
Coding region: 68-1597 (509 amino acids)
Biological process (GO): glycosaminoglycan catabolic process; heparan sulfate proteoglycan catabolic process
Molecular function (GO): sulfuric ester hydrolase activity; N-sulfoglucosamine sulfohydrolase activity
Source: RefSeq, a predicted model, not a curated record
AGUCUCACCGCUGAUUCGGAGAAUAUCGUAAGAUCAAAUUUUGGUUAAAAGACGUACAGCAGAGAUCAUGAGAUUUAGCUGUGCCUACUUGGUUUUAAUUACUUCCGCAAUCGCCGGUAGCAGCGAUGGCAUUAAUGAAUCUGCUAAUAAGAACGUCCUUCUAAUUGUUGCUGACGACGGAGGAUUUCAGAUGGGCGCUUACAACAGCAUGUGCAUUACAGAAAACUUGGACAAGUUGGCAAAAAAGAGCCUGAUCUUUGACAAUGCCUUCACGGCUGUCAGCAGCUGCUCGCCCAGCCGUUCAGCAAUCCUGACUGGAGAGCCAAACCAUCAAAACGGAAUGUACGGACUGCACCAAGGCGUUCACCAUUUCCAGUCAUUUGACCAAAUUCAGAGUUUGCCUAAAAUUCUGUCGAAGAGGAAAAUCGCAACAGGAAUUAUUGGCAAAAAGCACGUUGGGCCGGCUGAUGUGUAUCCCUUUGACUUUGCGCACACAGAGGAGAAUAACUCGAUAAUGCAAGUUGGCAGGAACAUUACCAAGAUCAAGAUUUUGGUCAGAGAAUUUCUGGCUAAAAGCAAGAAAGACCCAUUUUUUUUAUAUGUGGCGUUUCAUGACCCUCACCGUUGCGGCCAUACCAACCCGGAGUAUGGUCAAUUUUGCGAAAAAUUUGGAAACGGCGAGCCAGGUAUGGGCCUAAUCAAAGACUGGAGCCCAAUUUAUUACCAACCUGACGAGAUCACGCCGCCUGAUCUGCCCUAUUUUAUUCCAUUCACAAGAGCGGCGCAGGAAGACGUUGCUGCCCAGUUCACCACUAUGUCCAGAUUGGACCAAGGAGUUGGUCUUAUCAUGAAGGAGCUCCAAAGUGCUGGGGUUGAUGGCUCCACCUUAGUUAUUUACACCUCUGACAACGGCAUCCCCUUUCCCAGUGGGCGCACCAACCUUUAUGAUCCUGGCCUUUCUGAGCCGAUGUUAAUCCACUCUCCGCUGCACAGAAAGAGGCAGGGUAAAGUGACUUAUUCGAUGACUUCCCUACUUGACGUCACCCCAACUAUUCUGGACUGGUUCGGCAUUGAGAAGCCCUCGCAACUGACAGGACGGUCACUUUUGCCACUUUUAACCGACGAACCGGAGGAGGACAGGCCUAUUUUUGCGAGUCACACAAACCACGAGGUCACUAUGUACUACCCAAUGCGCGCGGUGCGUACCAAAAGAUACAAGUUGAUCCACAACCUCAACUACAAAAUGCCAUUUCCAAUUGAUCAGGACUUUUUCAUCUCUCAAACUUUCCAGGAUAUGCUGAAUAGGACAAGAAACAAGGAGCCUUUGAACUGGUAUAAAACAUUACAAAAUUACUAUUACCGGCCUGAGUGGGAAUUGUUUGAUUUGCGUCUGGACCCAGAGGAAUAUUACAAUGUCGCCAACAAGAAAUCCUACAAGAAAAUUUUUGAUGAUCUGAAAACGCAGCUCUGGCAGUGGCAAAACGCAACCAAUGACCCGUGGUUGUGUGCUCCGGGUGCAGUACUUGAAAAUACUGGAGAGUUCAAAUUACACCCAGCAUGUCUUUCAGCUGGUUACUUUAAUGACGAUCUGUACUAGUUUAAAUUUUUUCAUUAUAAAAAAUUGUAUUUU